GCGCGUGGCGCCCCGACGCUUGGCGCGCGGGCCGCUCUCCUUACAGAGGUCGCUCUUGCCCGAACGGUCGGCUUCCCUCUGUUGCGCCUGCGUAGUCGGGAGGGGAAGUGAGGCGGUUUCCUCGGCGCCUUUUCCGGCGGCGGCAGCGGCAGAACUGGGAGGAGGCUGUGGAGGCCGGAGGGAGCCCGCGCGCGGGGCGGCGGCUGGAGGCAGCGCACCGAGUUCCCGCGAGGAUCCAUGACCUGACCGGGCGCCGGAGCCGCGCUGCUUCUCGGCUGGCCUGGGUCGGUGGUGAGCGCGGUGGUCGCGGACCGGGGACCGGGCCGAAGGGCCGCAGUCUCCCGCGGCGGAGCCAGGAGAAGGCGGAGGAGCGGGAACCGCGGCGGCGCUCGCGCGGCGCCUGCGGGGGGAAGGGCAGUUCCGGGCCGGGCCGCGCCUCAGCAGGGCGGCGGCUCUCCCGGCGCAGACUCAGCGCCCCGGCGGCCGCGGCGCCUGGAGGAAUCAAGUUGUGUGGUGGGUGAUGCCCGAGUGAGCGGCGGCCCCGGGCCUCUGCCCAGAGGAGGCGACUCCCACGCAGGCCGCACGGGCGCCCUCGCGACUGGGAGGCUCCGUUUCUGUUUCGCGGCGGCGGCGGCGUUGUUGGCGGAGGGGACCCGGGACACCUGAAUGCCCCCGGCCCCGGCUCUUCCGACGCGAUGGGGAAGGUGCUAUCUAAGAUCUUCGGGAACAAGGAAAUGCGGAUCCUCAUGUUGGGCCUGGACGCAGCCGGCAAGACAACCAUCCUGUACAAGUUGAAGCUGGGCCAGUCGGUGACCACCAUCCCCACUGUGGGUUUCAACGUGGAGACGGUGACUUACAAAAACGUCAAGUUCAACGUAUGGGAUGUGGGCGGCCAGGACAAGAUCCGGCCGCUCUGGCGGCAUUACUACACCGGGACCCAGGGUCUCAUCUUCGUAGUGGACUGCGCCGACCGCGACCGCAUCGACGAGGCCCGCCAGGAGCUGCACCGCAUUAUCAAUGACCGGGAGAUGAGGGACGCCAUAAUCCUCAUCUUCGCCAACAAGCAGGACCUCCCCGAUGCCAUGAAACCCCACGAGAUCCAGGAGAAACUGGGCCUGACCCGGAUUCGGGACAGGAACUGGUAUGUGCAGCCCUCCUGUGCCACCUCGGGGGACGGACUCUAUGAGGGGCUCACAUGGUUAACCUCUAACUACAAAUCCUAAUGUGCAUUCUCCACCCAUCCCCCGGAAAGGAGAGAAAUCAAAAACCCAUUCAUAGGAUUAUCGCCACCAUCACCUCUUUCAAUUGCCACUUUCUCUUCUUUUGAAUUUGAACUCUGGAGUUACAGUUCUGCGGUUUGGGGGAGGGGGUUAGGGAUUUUCUUUCUUUCUUUUUUUUUUUUUUUUUGCUUUGCGUUAGGAUGCUCUGAUCUGACUUUUUGACAUGAACACAAAGUACUAGAUGCUCUUGUUGACUUCCAGCAAAUGGGAUGGGGGAAAUAUAGCAGUUCUUGGUAAAUUCCUUUAUAAUAAUGGUUUGAUUUUUUUAUCUCAAGAGAAUCUUCUUUUCCAAUGUAUGCUUUUUUCCUUUUUGCCCAGUUUCCUUAUCACUUGCUGUAGAUGGCUUAUUUUGCAUUCAUGCAGACGAUGUUGCAAGUCUGUUUCAUCUAGUAAACUGAAAAUUAUUGCUUAAUCAAACUGCCGUUUGUCUUUUAUAUUUAAGGCCCCCCCCCGCCCCUUAUGAGUUCUGACUUUAACUUAGUAAAUUCAAAUGUGACCUUUUAUAUCUAAGACCAGUAUAGUAAACUUAGCCCACAGUGGCAAAUGAUGAGUAAUAUCCUUGUAAUAUGUUCCAGUUGCACAUCAGUAUGUUAAACAGGUAAUGUAAGAAGUUCUUUGAAAUUUCAGCUAUUAAGUUCUGAAACAUACAUCAUGCAUGAGUAAGGAUAAAACUCAAGUUCCCCAUUGCAAAGCUAACUUACACUGCAUAAAACUAUGAAAAUAUAACCUGUCAAGGAUACAGAUUUUUUUUCACUGCAAAGUUAGCAACUUUGCUCUAUUUUCCCUCUUUUUUAACUUUAAAAACAGACUCUUCCAGAAAAUGGAGCAAUAAUGGUGUAUAACAUACACAGAUGAAAUAUUUGUAGAUAUUUUAAGUGACUUUUGGGCAAAACUGGAAUAUAUCCUUUUACCAUGUUUCAAAUAUCGAAGACCAGUAGAUUUAAGUUCCUGGAAUGGUUACUUUGUUCAUUAAUAAAUCAUUUAACAAUUCAAAUUAUAUUCACCUUUUACUUAGUUGGAAAAAAAAAAAUCUGUUUCCACAUUACAGCAACUGAUUAACCUGAAGAUGUCUUUUUUUUUUUUUUUUUUUUUUAGUAAAUGAGUGAUCCAUAUCUCCAUUAAUUAGAACACUGGAAAAGAUGUUUUAUAAAAAAAGUUAUUCUGUUGGGUUAACUCAUGCAAAUAGAUAUCCUGUUGGUUCAAUUAUACACUAUCUCUAAGGAAGGAAAUGUGAUGAAUGAAUGAUGUGUAGACUUGAGGAAUGACAAAGGGCAAGUAGGAUGUAGAAGAAGAACCUACAGAUGACAAUGAAUGUAAACUUAUUUUUCUUCAACUGUAAGCAGUGUGCUUGCUGGUGAUACCCAGAUCUUAACAAGAUUACUUGCUUAGCUGGUUAGGACCAGUAACUAGAUUAAUGAGACCACUAUGAUAAUACUUUGAACCAAAUGUUAAUGCUUGAUACAGAAUAGUGUAGCAGCAUCUGGUUCUUAUAUAGCCUUAAGGAUUAAUUGUAGAGAUCCUCGAGGAAUUAAAACUUAGGGAAUUUCAGAAAUGUAGAUUGCAAAUGCAGUUUACAGGAAAAGGUGAAGUGGGUUUUGUUUAUGAGGGUGUCUGAAAACAAAAAUUGAACGGGAUAUCAUGGUAUAUGAUUGGACAGUAUUGGUCCUUCAUGCUUUGGCCAUAUUGUAUAAUGGAGCUUUUACCAAAGAUGUAUGAAUAUAAGGCUAUAGAAAAUUAACUCUUCAAAGUAAAACUCUUGACAAACGUUUUACUUAAAGCAGAUGAGAAAAGGUGCUAUGUUGUAGGCUCCUAAUGGUGCAGAGGGAUUUUUGAAUUCAAAAUGCAACUAAAGUAUCAAGUUCUCAGUUUCACUUUAGUAGAAGUAUCUCUGGAAAUGAAGCUGACACACAUCUAAGAACAUUUUAGUUGCUUUUAAAAUUCCCAAAGCUCCAUCAUACAUUUAAUUACUAGUGUUUUAAAUGAUUACAUAUAAGGUACAUAAACAUGGGUUAUACAAAUAUCAAUGUUACAGUAACAUCCUGAAGUGACAAGCACAAAGGUAUAAAUGCCUAAACUGGAGGAAACUUGAAACCCUCAUGUUAAUUCUUAAAUGUAGUAUUUCUAACUUGUGACAAGACAGAUUGGUAGGCAGCCAUUUUUGUGUCUUAAAAUAACUGGGGGCAUAGUUAAAAUUUUAUACAUCAAGUGAUUGCUAAGGAGUGUUGCAGGUGAGAUGUGGUUAUUUUUAGUUUAUUUGAAAUGUCUUAAGGUGGGGGGAGGAGGGGAAGCAAAUAUUUGAAAUUUGGAAAACCCUAAACCGUUUGAUAAGAAACUGUAAUUUUCACUUACGUUAUCUUUAAGGAUAUAAAAGGUUGAUAAAUUGGUGUAGUUAAAUUGAGCCAUAACCAUUGGUGAUCAUGGGGACCGGUAAUUAAGCCUGCAGAAAAUAAUUACAAUCUAAGAAUUUAAGAAAUAAGAUCCUGAAGAUUUUGUUUAAUUGCAUCAAUUUCUGUAUUUUAUGUGCAUUUAAAAACUGCAGUAAGUUGAAUGGGUUAAUCUUGUCUAAUAUAAGUAAAUGAGUCUGUAGACUGUGAUCUCCCCAAACUAAAAAGUACAGUACUUGGAAUUGUGUUCUUUAUGGUUGUAGUGUUGGUAAAGCACUAAUAUGCAGAAAAUAAAGGAAUUACACAGUGCA
Molecule: messenger RNA, 3975 nt
Organism: Cervus elaphus (red deer)
Lineage: Eukaryota; Metazoa; Chordata; Mammalia; Artiodactyla; Cervidae
Gene: ARF6
Product: ADP ribosylation factor 6
Exons: 2
Coding region: 696-1223 (175 amino acids)
Biological process (GO): vesicle-mediated transport; intracellular protein transport
Cellular component (GO): cytoplasm
Molecular function (GO): GTPase activity; GTP binding
Source: RefSeq, a predicted model, not a curated record